AGAGAAAAGUGGGCGGGGACUUAAUACUCGCACUACUGCAAUGGAUGUUUGAGUUAAUUCCACUCUUGUGUGCUGCAAACACACAUUGCACUUGUUUUUAAGGUUGCAUAUAAAAAAGUGGCAACACAUUUAGUUGAUUUUGUUAUUCUGUUGAUGGUAGGGAUUCGACAAAGUGCUCUGCUUUGCGUCUGCACACAAAGUGACGUCACACUGGCAGAAGAACAGGAUGGGCAGGUAAAGAACAAAAAAAAUGGUGAAGCAGGAGUUAGCCAACAGGCCUGACAACACAGCCUUCACUCAGCAGAGGCUUCCAGCAUGGCAGCCCAUGCUCUCAGCUGGCAUCAUCAUCCCAGGAUUUGUCCUCAUCGGCCUGGCAUUCAUUGGCAUUGGCGUCGCUCUCUUUGUCACUUCACGGAGCAUCCAGGUGUUGGAGAUCGACUACACUGGGGUUGAAACAAGCCACCCAUGCUUCACGUGCUCCGACCCAGAUGUCAAGAAGUGUGUGUGCCAGCUGGACUUCACCAUUGACAGUUUAUUUAAGGGACCUGUGUUCUUUUAUUAUGGUUUGAACAACUACUUCCAGAACUACAGAAAGUACGGUGCGUCCAAAGACGAUGACCAGCUGUCUGGAGACCUGUCUAACUUUAAGAGUCCCAGUGACACCUGUUCACCCUACGAGUAUGACAGCAAUAAUAAUGACAAACCAAUUGCACCAUGUGGAUCAAUAGCAAACAGCAUGUUCAAUGAUACCUUCAAGCUGUAUCAGAAAGUCAAUGGGUCAAAGAAGCUGGUGCCCUUCGAUGGCAAAGGGAUUGCUUGGUGGACAGACUACAACGUCAAAUACAGAAACCCCGAUGUCUCACCUCUGAAGAACGCAUUCAACGGUACUGUGAAGCCUUUAUUUUGGCCCAAACCUGCUUACGAGUUGGACCCCUCAGACCCUGCGAACAACGGCUUCAUCAAUCAAGAUUUCCUGGUGUGGAUGAGGAGGGCGGCCCUGCCCGAUUUCAGAAAGCUCUAUCGACGAAUCACUGAGGGGGAUUAUAGGCUGGGUCUGCCAGCUGGAGACUACAAUCUUGAAAUUGCCUACAACUAUCCUGUUCUGAGCUUUGAUGGGAGAAAGAAGGUGGUGUUCAGCAACGUGUCCUGGAUGGGUGGCAAGAAUGAGUUCCUGGGCAUUGCCUACCUUGUGAUUGGUUCAAUGUGCGUCUUCAUGUCGUUAGUCAUGCUCAUUGUCUAUGCAAAAUUCAAGUUUCCUGAGGAAGACUGAGUGCCUGCUCAUGGACGUUUGCUUGCUGGUUGUUUAUCUACCCUAUCAAUACUUUUUUUUUUUUUCUUUUUCCCCUUUUUUGCUCAAUGGGAUGAUGAGAGCAUUGUACGGUGCUCACACAAAGAGAAAUAUAGAGCUAGACUCCAUUUGAACGCUUGUUAUUGUGGACAUGAAGAUGUAUCCUUAGGAGCAGAAGUCUGGUGUUAUUUUUGAGACAAAUGUUGACACCGGAGUUUCCCCAUGUCUGCAAAAUAAGUUGAUUUACAAUAUGGGUAUAUGUACUUGAAAGAACAUCUAGGAAAUGAUGCUCUCCUGAGUGCAAAAUCAGGAUUUGAAUGCCAAUGGAACAGCUGUAAGAGGGGUCUCUUAAAUUUGUGCUUCAUUAUCACAAAAUGAGCUGCUUCCUCAUUUUAGGUCAGUAAUAAUUUUAAAGCCAUAGACUAUUUGAUAAGCCAUAUGAUACUGGACAAUACUUUAUACUUUAUUGUGUGAGCUGUGUAGUUUAUUUGGAAGUAAUGCUUUAAAUGUGGGAAUAAUAUCUCAGGGAUCUGGUGUACAGGCUAUGCAAGCUAAUGUUUUAAUCAUACUGUGGUUUCAGAUAUUUUACUUCAUGUUGAUAUUUAUUUAAUAAAACUACAUCAAAACCAUUCCCCUCUGUCUUAUUAUGACAUUUAGGUUCUACAGGCAACAUUGACAUGCUAUGUUCAUUUUUAAAUCAUUUCUAACUGUCUAGGUGGGAUUCUAUGAAAAUGUGGGCUUUACACUAUCACUAGGUCAUUUUUUUUAAUCCCUCAUCAACUUCUUUAUUAUGAUUAUGAUGAUCUGGGAUAAUGUUCUGCAAGCUUUUUGGCCUUUU
This is a messenger RNA of Anoplopoma fimbria (sablefish), 2126 nucleotides long. RefSeq names its product transmembrane protein 30B (gene tmem30b). The transcript is spliced from 8 exons. Lineage: Eukaryota; Metazoa; Chordata; Actinopteri; Perciformes; Anoplopomatidae. The record is from RefSeq and is a predicted model, not a curated record. Gene Ontology annotation, cellular component: Golgi apparatus; endoplasmic reticulum; plasma membrane. Bases 251 to 1270 code for a protein of 339 amino acids. Gene Ontology annotation, biological process: phospholipid translocation.